CGAUGUCAAUUUGAUGAGGAAUGUUUUCAAGAAUGGAGCCGCAACGUAACAUCUGCAAACUGUGAAGGUGCCGUGUUGAUUUAGACAUAACAGUUUACAUUGAUAGGGAAUCGUGAAGAACUGGUCGUAAAAAUGUAUGGUUUUGUCAAUCACGCCUUGGAACUACUUGUAUUAAGAAAUUAUGGCGAAGACGUGUGGGAAGACAUCAAGAGGGAGGCGCAACUCGAUGUAGAGGGUCAGUUUCUUGUCAGAAUCAUAUAUGAAGAUGCCAAAACAUACGACCUUGUUGCUGCGGCAAGCAAAGUUCUAAAGAUUGAUGCAGGGUGUAUCCUACAGAUGUUUGGGAAGAUGUUUUUUGAGUUUUGCCAAGAAUCAGGGUAUGACACCAUCCUGCGUGUUCUAGGCUCCAAUGUCCGUGAAUUCUUGCAGAAUCUGGAUGCCCUCCACGACCACCUAGGUACCAUCUACCCUGGGAUGAGGGCUCCGUCCUUCCGCUGCACAGACGCGGAGAAGGGCAACAAUCUGAUCCUGCACUACUACUCGGAGAGGGAGGGGCUCCAGGACAUUGUGAUCGGCAUCAUCAAGACGGUGGCCCAACAGAUCCACGGCACAGAAAUAGAAAUGAAGGUGAUCCAGCACAAGGGUGAGGAGUGUGACCACAUCAAGUUCCUGAUCGAGGAGAAGGACUCGGAGGAGGAGGCCUUCUAUGAGGAUCUGGACGGCUUCGAGGAGAACAGCACGCAGGAGACCCGGAUCAGCCCCUACACCUUCUGCAAGGCCUUUCCCUUUCACCUCAUGUUCGACAGGGACCUGAUGCUUACUCAGUGCGGCAACGCUAUCUUCCGUGUGCUGCCGCAGCUCCAGCCGGGCAUCUGUAACCUGCCCUCCGUGUUCUCUCUGGUGCGUCCACACAUAGACUUCAGCUUCCAAGGCAUGCUCUCCCACAUCAACACUGUCUUCGUUCUGCGAAGCAAGGAGGGCCUCUUGAACGUGGAGACUUCGGAGAAUGAGGACGAGCUGACUGGUGCUGAGAUCAGCUGCCUGAGGCUGAAGGGACAGAUGAUCUACCUGCCCGAGGCGGAGAACAUCCUCUUCCUCUGUUCUCCCAGUGUGAUGAACCUGGAUGACCUGACGCGGAGAGGCCUUUACCUGAGCGACAUCCCGCUGCACGAUGCCACACGUGACCUGGUGCUGCUGGGAGAACAGUUCCGUGAGGAGUACAAGCUGACCCAGGAACUGGAGAUCCUGACUGACCGUCUGCAGCACACCCUUCGGGCCCUGGAGGAUGAGAAGAAGAAGACGGACAGAUUGCUCUACUCAGUCCUGCCACCGUCGGUGGCCAAUGAGUUGCGCCACAAGCGUCCAGUCCCGGCCAAACGCUACGACAAUGUGACUAUCCUCUUCAGCGGCAUUGUGGGAUUCAACGCCUUCUGCAGCAAACACGCAUCCGCCGAGGGUGCCAUCAAGAUAGUCAACCUGCUCAACGACGUCUACACCCGAUUUGACAUCCUGACCGACUCGAGAAAGAACCCCUACGUGUACAAGGUCGAGACAGUGGGUGAUAAGUACAUGACGGUCAGUGGGCUGCCAGAACCAUGUACCCACCAUGCUCAGUCUAUCUGCCACCUGGCCCUGGACAUGAUGGAGAUUGCUGGACAGGUCAAAGUGGAUGAAGAGCCAGUACAGAUAACCAUUGGGAUCCACACAGGAGAGGUGGUAACUGGGGUCAUAGGUCAAAGGAUGCCCCGCUACUGCCUGUUUGGAAAUACUGUCAACCUCACCAGCCGUACAGAAACCACAGGAGAGAAGGGAAAAAUCAACAUUUCAGAAUAUACUUACAGAUGUUUGCAGUCAGCAGAGAAUGCUGACCCCCAGUUUCAUUUGGAGUACCGAGGACCCAUCACCAUGAAAGGCAAGAAGGAGCCCAUGAAUGUGUACUUUCUGUCGCGCAAAAGUACUGAAAGCAUAGUUUGAUCAUAAAAGCAUUCUCCUUUCCCCAGUGGGCAAAAUGCAUAAAGGUGUAAUUUUGGGGUUCUAAUUUGGUUUUAUGGGUUGAAGAGAUGUCAGAUAACCAAAUUAUAACCAAGAGAAGAUGUCCUUUUCUGGUCGCGAAAAAGAGAUGAUAAAAAAAACGUUUUACAAUCAGCAUAAAACCAGACCAUGACGUACGCCUGACCAGUUUUGCUCACUGGGUCACUUGUCAGUUUCAAGAAGCUGCUCUAUCUGAAGACAUAAUAAUUUUACCAUCUAGAAAUAUACCUUGUUCUCUCCUUCACCAACAGUUAUUCUUAUUGUUGGUAUGUACAGUUGAAGUUGGAAGUUUACAUACACUCUUAGGUUGAAAUCAUUAAAACUCGUUUUUUAACCACUCCACACAUUUCUUGUUA
Salvelinus namaycush (lake trout) is the source of this 2387-nucleotide messenger RNA. Its product is annotated as guanylate cyclase soluble subunit beta-1. Gene Ontology annotation, molecular function: guanylate cyclase activity; heme binding. Bases 133 to 1974 code for a protein of 613 amino acids. The record is from RefSeq and is a predicted model, not a curated record. The transcript is spliced from 13 exons. Gene Ontology annotation, cellular component: guanylate cyclase complex, soluble. Gene Ontology annotation, biological process: cGMP biosynthetic process; response to oxygen levels. Lineage: Eukaryota; Metazoa; Chordata; Actinopteri; Salmoniformes; Salmonidae.